AUGAGCGUCGACUUGUUCAGCGUUUUCGCUCUUCCCCAGGUCUAUAAUGGAGACGAUACUGCUUCCAACCAUGCCGUGUAUUCGAUUGUCGCAUCCCCGGUCGCUGCCGCGGAAGAAGUUGUCGCUUCUACUGGCGUCGCGAUCCUUGCGAAGGCCAAUACUCCCGUGCACCUCCACCGCGCAGCCGGGGUCCGGCGGAGCGGCAGGUUCAUCGCCAUCGACGCCGUCAGGCACCAGAUGUACAAGACAAAGGAGGGCGAGGUCGAGGGCCCCGUCAUCUCGCAAGCCGCGUCGGAAUUCCAGGCACACUACGGUGUGUCCGACGAGUACCGCAGAAGCUCCAGCGUCCUCAGCGAGGCCCCCACCGACGCGAUGGAUGUCGAUCCCACGGCUCCAUCUAAAGGCCUAGCGAUGAAGGGCGAAGCAAAGCUCACGAUUCCGGAUUCUGUCGGCGACUGCGAAGUUGAUAAACAUGUCGCCGGCUUCACCCCGGACUCCAUGGAUGUCGAGGCCCGCUCCCGUCCGGCCCCUGCUCCGCCCGAGCUCUUGGAGGAGGACCAGUCGCACGUGUUCGAGCGGUGGCAACAGCGGCGGCUCCGCGGGUCGGAGCAGUGGGAACGCGCGAACCUCCCCGUCCGGCGGCCAAGCUUGCCAGCGGUGAGCGCGUUGGACGGCCUCCCGAGCUCCGCCAUCGGAAGGACGGGCGGUUGGCUCGUCGACGCCCGCGCCAUCACCGAGCAAUGCGAUUUCUACCCCGUCUUCGCCGCCGCAGGCCGAAGCGUCUUUAUCCUCGGGCCUUCGUCGAACGAGGGGCACCCGCCCUCGCCCCCUGCAGUGCUCGCCGCUGCCGCGGGUUCUUCCUCCCCUCUUCCUCAUUCUCCCAAUGAACCAUCACCAACAAUCCGCGGGAGGCGUUCCAGAACCCCGCCGCGCAAGCCGCACUCGGACUCGUCGCCGCCGUUGCUAUUGACGUCCAACUCCGAGCCGAUCCGGCGUGUGAUCGAGGACAUGCGCAAGCAGCGGAUGAGCCUCUGCCAGAGCUUCUGUGCUCGUCGCGCGAUCACCGGGGCUCUUUAA
Messenger RNA from Epithele typhae, 1077 nucleotides. RefSeq lists its product as uncharacterized. Lineage: Eukaryota; Fungi; Basidiomycota; Agaricomycetes; Polyporales; Epitheliaceae. The coding region runs from base 1 to 1077 and encodes 358 amino acids. The record is from RefSeq and is a predicted model, not a curated record. The transcript has 8 exons.